Anisakis simplex (herring worm) is the source of this 423-nucleotide messenger RNA. NCBI's taxonomy places the organism in Eukaryota, Metazoa, Nematoda, Chromadorea, Rhabditida, Anisakidae. The record is from the annotation of a GenBank genome assembly.
AUGGCUGGUAUUACCUCAGUUCUUCGUGGACUUCGUGGACUAGUUGAUUACAAUAGACGUAAAUCGCUUCCAGAAAUUCAAGAGGAAGGUUGUCAUCAUCAUGGGUACCAUGAAACGGGUCUAUGCCCGCAUUGGAUCGGUAACUCUGCCAGAUCGGUCACACAUCAUCCUGUUGAUCCUGUGAAAUUUUAUACUGGCACAGAUGUACAAAUCGAUUUGGAUGUUUCACAGUUUUGUCCAGCAGAUUUACUGGUUCGACUCUCUGAAGACGCACUUAUCGUUGAGGGCGAUCAUGAGGAACGAUGUGAAGAUCAUGGCACCGUGAAACGAGAAUUUUUACGACGAUUCGCUCUUCCACCGCAUUUACGUCAAAAGGCUGUUGUGGCGAACUUGACGGCAACUGGUAACGGCUAUCGCUUCUAA